This is a messenger RNA of Candida tropicalis MYA-3404, 237 nucleotides long. Its product is annotated as ubiquinol--cytochrome-c reductase subunit 10. The record is from RefSeq and is a predicted model, not a curated record. Gene Ontology annotation, biological process: mitochondrial electron transport, ubiquinol to cytochrome c. NCBI's taxonomy places the organism in Eukaryota, Fungi, Ascomycota, Pichiomycetes, Serinales, Debaryomycetaceae. The transcript has a single exon. The coding region runs from base 1 to 237 and encodes 78 amino acids.
AUGAUAAAGUACGUUAAAGGACCAGCUUAUAAAGCUUUAGGCCAUUUUGGUAAAUUAAAUGCCCCAUUAGUUAGAUCUUAUAUUCCAAACUUGGUCUUCUGGGGUGCUGCUGCCGGUGGUGCUGUUGCUACUUUCACUGAAGGUGUUCCAUUAUUCCAAAAGACUUUCUAUGAAAAAAUCCCAUACUUUGGUCAACACUGGAUUUAUAACCCAGAUCCAGAAGAAGUUCCAGUAUAA